This is a messenger RNA of Trichoderma aggressivum f. europaeum, 1428 nucleotides long. RefSeq lists its product as uncharacterized. The transcript has a single exon. The record is from RefSeq and is a predicted model, not a curated record. Lineage: Eukaryota; Fungi; Ascomycota; Sordariomycetes; Hypocreales; Hypocreaceae. The coding region runs from base 1 to 1428 and encodes 475 amino acids.
AUGUCGCCUCACGUGCUCGUACGGGCAGAAAAGCAUGAAGAAGAGAACCUACAGGCUUCUUUUUUCUUCUGCUUCGUCUGCCUCACCUUCUUCAUCCUGGUUUCACUCCUUGUAAACUACCUCGAAACAUACAAACGCAGACUCGUCAAGUUUCUCCUCAUCCCCUUUGAAGCUCUCCAGGACGACGAGGAAGGUGAUGAUGGCGAGCAGCUUUUCCGUCAUCUAACGCAGCAAAACCUCCGUCGUUUCGAUUGUUUCCAUCAGUUGGAAUACGGCCACUGCAAUUACGACAACCCUUUCGGUAUGUCUGCACCAAAGUACGCGUUGGAGGACAAAGAUGUGCUCUACCACGCCCAAGUCACUCUGGGCUGCAAUGGCCUUCGUGAUCUCUACAACCUUGGCUUCAUGCGUCAAGACACUUUGGAAAGGCGAAUCAAGGCUGCCGGCAAGCGCAUCGGCUUGAACAGCACCGUCUCUCUCUGCGCCGUCUGGCUACGCGAGAAGAUUGGCCGCACCUUUUCCACCACGGGCAUGGGCAUGCGGCCUGAACUCAAGGAGCUCUGCCUCUUCCUCCAACGCAGAGGCUGCUCGCGGGACAUGUGCUGCCAAAUCUUGUACGACGCCUUCCAGAAGGUGAAUCAAAGCCAUGCGAGCCAGGUUUCGCUGCGGGUUGGCAAUGUGGUGCUGACGAGCUUCCGCGCUGUCGUCGACUACGUCUAUGAUCACUGGUAUCAAUGGCUCGACGAGCCGGAGACACCUGCGGGCGUGGUCGAUCUCGAGGCGGGUCAGCAGAAUAACGAUGACGGCAAGUGGCCUUAUCCUGCGUACAAUCACAAUCUCUCCACGUUGUCGCCAGCUGAGCACAGUCUUCACCUCGAGGCAAGCCUUGAGCAGCUUCACAAAGGCCAUGACCACCAUUCCCGUCGCGACAAUGACGAUGCCAAACGCGGGGCUCAGAAACGACAACACCCUGGAUACUGCGCGCCCUUUGAUCUUGGACAGGCUAGCUCCUGGGGCUCUGAGCCCAACCAGUCUGACCGAUGCGCCACUCGACUGCAAGACUGCGCGUGUAAGCACUGCAGCAUCAUAGGUUGGCUUUCCCAUCUUGCUGGUGAACCCAUCUUAACCGCGGAUGACAUAGAUUAUCCUGGACAAGAGCAGAAUUGCACUGGAGCUUCUGACAAAAUGGUCAUGAACCCUCAACGAGCGGCUGUGCUCGCCGACACUUGCCCCGUCGCGGCCGCCGCGGCAAACCACCCUCUCGUGAACGUUGCUCAACAAUCGCAAGUCUCACUUGACAAGGAGAUGGAUAAGGAGUCGACGUCUGAUCUGAUCAUGUUUUCUAGCAGCCCUGCAGUUGAAGAGGCCGCUGUUUACGCCAACAAUGAUGCCGCCGCUCGCCAUGCCAAGGGCCGUCUGUCACCUUAG